AUGAAUUACAAGAAGCAACUUUCACUAGGUGCAAGCGCACUUGCCCCACUCUUUAUGCUAUACUUCGGUUACAAGUACACUAUUUUCCAUGUUGAUACUGGUCAUGGAGCUAUCGUUUUCAAUAAAAUUUACGGAGUUAAAAAUCAAGUUUACAAGGAAGGAUGGCAUUUGAUGAUGCCAUGGUUCGAGAGACCAAUUGUUUAUGACUUGCAAUCUAGACCACUUACUCUUAAGUCAGUCACUGGAUCAUAAGACUUGCAAAUGGUUAAUAUAAGUUUGAGAAUCUUGUAUCGCCCUGAGAAAUCAAGACUCCCAGAUCUAUACAGAUUCCUUGGUACAGAUUACGAUUAAAGAGUUCUUCCUUCAAUCGCAAAUGAAGUAUUAAAAGCAGUUGUAGCUUAAUAUAAUGCAUCCCAAUUACUUACAAAGAGAGAAGAUGUUAGUAAUUUUAUUAGAGCCACUCUAUAAGAGAGAGCUAAGGACUUUAUGAUCUAAGUCGAUGAUAUCUCUAUUGUUGAGUUAUCUUUCUCUCAAGAUUAUACCAGAGCAGUCGAAGAGAAGCAAAUUGCUUAACAAUAAGCAUAAAGAGCACAAUAUAUGGUUAUGCAAGCUGCCCAGGAUAAGAAAUCUACAAUCAUUAAGGCUUAAGGAGAGGCCAGAGCUGCUGAGCUACUCGGACCCGCUAUUGGAAAAUCAGGAGCUUACAUCUAGAUUAAAAGAAUUGAAGCAGCUAGAGAUAUUGCAGAUGCCCUUUCAAAGAGCAGAAAUAGAGCAUUUUUAGAUUCAGACACCCUAUUGCUUAACUUAACUAGCACAUUAGACAGCAAUUUAGAAAAGGUAGGAGCUAACCCUAGAGAGUUAUAAGACCAAACAAAAUGA
This is a messenger RNA of Stylonychia lemnae, 879 nucleotides long. The record is from the annotation of a GenBank genome assembly. NCBI's taxonomy places the organism in Eukaryota, Ciliophora, Spirotrichea, Sporadotrichida, Oxytrichidae.